GUUUUUUAUUAAUAAUUUGCGUAAUUAAUCAUACAACUAGAGUGAAUUCGGACCGAAUAUGCAAUUUACAACAUGAAGAAACACGGGUGGUAAUAAAUAAUUUAAAUGAUGGAGGCCAUAUCGGAACAUGGAAGUGAUUCACUGCAAAACAGCGAAUUUGAUUCUCUUGGGCCUUCUCCUACUCGAAAUGGAAGCGAAAAGGGUAAUGCACCAAAGGUUCCCAAACGUAGAAGCACAAUGAAACGUGUAGCUUCCAGGAUACAACGAGCGACAUCGAGUUCAUCGCUAUGGGGGCAAAAUAACAGCCCUGUUACUGUUGACAUUCCGACUGACGGCGAAGUUUUUCAGUCGGUGGUCGAAACGGAUGGAAUAUUUAAAUCAAAAGAGAAAAGCAAGAAGGUCGCGCCAGAGAUUAAGCUGACCACUGCAGCUGAUGCUUCUCCUACGAACGUAGUUUCACCGAAAAAGAAGUCCCGCAAAGGAACCAUGACUAAUAAAAUGAAUCCAUUUGGUCAAAGGAUGCGACGUUCAAAGUCUGUGAUUGAAGAAACCACUAUUGCACAUCAGCAGAUAGCAGUCCCGAUAAUUUCUGAUGAGCUAAAUUAUCAAGAAAUUGCCGAGGAGUUGAAGCAAAACGAGUUGGAAGUAAAUGAAGAUCGGAAACGUGCUCCCACUCAGUCAUGGGUCAUGGAAGUCGAAUACGGAAAGGCUGACAUUGAUUCAGUUGAAUAUGGCCAUGACAUUAUUAUCCAAGAAAUAGAAAGCGGUUUCUUUUUGGGUCCAGUUUUAAGGGCUGUGUAUGAAGGAAAUGACCACGCAAAGUUUUUGGAUCGGCUUGAUUGUAGAAUUAAGCAACAUGACCGAGACAUUGAGAGGAUGUGUAACUUUCAUUACCAAGGCUUCAUUGAAUCAAUUACAGAACUUAUAAAUGUUAGAAGUGAUGCAGAGAGAUUAAAAAACCAAACACUGAUUAUCAACAAAGAGUUGCAAGAAUCUGGUAAAGAAGUUGCAAGAAAAAGUGACGACCUGAUUCAAUGUCAGUUGCAGCAACGAAAUGUAGCUUCUGCUAUUGAGAAGUUAUCCAUGUGCUUACCUGUGCUGCAGAUGUAUGCCAAGAUGUGUGAACAAAUGAAAGCUGGAAGAUAUUACUCUGCAUUGAAGACCUUGGAACAAUUAGAGCACACACAUCUUCCACUUAUCUUCCAAUAUCGCUUCUGUGAGAUCAUGAAGAACAACAUCCCAAAGAUUAGGGAGGAGAUCAAAGAUGUUUCUAUGAAAGAGUUAAAGGACUUUCUGGAAAGUGUAAGGAAGAACUCGGAUAAAAUUGGGAUGGUUGCCAUGAAACAGGUUGAAAAAGAGAGAGGAGUUCACCUGGUCAGUAACCAACAGAGCGACAAAUCAGUGUCUGAAGAUGAGAGUCCUGCAGAGGCAGAUUUGCCCGCUUAUGAUUACAAAGAUCGGUUACGACAGCAAAAGCUUGCGCAGAACAAACUGUCUAAUGUUGUAAAUGGGGAGUCAAAAUGGACAACUGCCAAUGUAAACCAGUCAGCCUCACCAAAACCACAACGGAAAUUAAACCCAUUUGAAGAUAUAUCAGAUGGAGAAGACGAUAAAGAUGAACGAAACCCCUUUGAGAAUUCAAACCCAUUUUCGACUUCAGAUAACCCUGUUGAUACGAACCCUUUCUCUGUAGAAGAACAUGUGCCAUUAGUGAAGCCCCGGGCAGGAACCUAUGUGAACCAUUCGCUGGUAGAUGAGUUUACCACAGGUGCUGAUAUGAACUCAGAGAAUGAUGGGAAAUAUGAGGAUUUAUCGGCAUCUGAUUUGGUUGAUUUCUCCCCAGUGUAUAAAUGCUUACACAUUUUCGGUCUUGUUGGUGCACAGGCGCAGUUUGAAACAUAUUAUCGCACCCAGAGGAAAAACCAGGCACGUCUCGUGCUUGAACCUCCAGCAACACUGCAAGAUAACCCUGAAGCUUUUGCGCAGUACUUCUAUCAAAUAGUAGGAUUCUUUGUAGUUGAAGACCAUGUUUUACACACAGCAACCAACCUUAUAAGUCGGCAAGUGAUGGAUGAUUUAUGGGAAAUGGCUUUAUCUAAGCUGGUAGCUGUGCUUCAAACAGACUCAGGUUAUUGUAGUGAUGCAGUUUCAAUGAUGAAAGUCAAGAAUUUAAUUGUUAUUUUCGCCGAUACAUUAAAGGCUUACGGAUUCUCAGUGGGUCGCUUAUUUGGACUUCUAAUGGAGAUGCGAGACUCCUAUGGAGAAAUAUUAUUAAAACAUUGGUCAAAAAAAUUCUCAGAUAUAUUUGAUGAGGAUAAUUACACAGCAAUGGUGUUGGAGGAUAAUGGUGAAGUUCAAGCUUUGUUUGAGACCUUUCCUUAUGAAAGUCCUGGUUUUGAAAAUGAGAAGUUCCCUCGUAAAUUACCUUUCUCUCUGUUUGUUCCUCGUAUUUUCACUGAAAUGAAGAGGUUUAUUUUAUCCUGUCUCAAAUAUUGUGAAGAUUUACAUUUAAGUUCCACAGAGGUAGAUGACAUGAUAAGAAAGUCCACCAACCUUCUUCUAACAAGGACACUCGCAUCCAGUUUACAAACUUUGGUUCAAAAACCUUCUCUUGGUCUUACUGAGUUGGUACAGAUCAUUGUAAACACCACACACUUAGAAAACUCAUGUCAUCAUAUAGAAGAUUUUGUUCAUUCUAUCACUGGUGUGAGGGUAGGCAGUGCACAUUCUGCCAAACUUGUUGGUGUAUCUACAUUUAAAGAUGCUCGGAAUGGUACAGAAGCACAAAUAUACAGCAAACUGAACAGCAAAAUUGAUGAGUUUUUUGAGCUUGCUGAGUAUGAUUGGGGAGUAAAAGAACCACAAGGAAGAGCCAGUCGUUACUUGCUUGAUCUAAUAGCAUUUCUGCAGCAUAACUUUGAAGUUUUUACCAAUUUACCGUCAAAAGUUGCACAGACAGCCUGCAUGUCUGCUUGUCGUCAUAUAAGUUCUAGCCUUAUGGAGCUCAUUGUAGAUAAGGACAUCAAAAUUGUAACUAUGGCUGCUUUGCAACAAUUCAAUCUUGAUGUAAUGCAGUGUGAAUUGUUUGCAAACUCCGAGCCUGUUCCGGGCUUCAGGGAUGGUGCUCUUCAGAUGAGUUUUGUGGAGCUUCGGCAACUCCUUGAUCUCUUCCUCUCAUGGGAUUGGUCAUCUUAUCUCGCAGAUUAUGGGAGUGGAAGCAGCAAGUAUCUUCGUGUGAGUCCUGGUACUGCACUUGCGUUGCUUGAAAAGAUCAAGGAGGAGAGAGGACAUCGGAAUAUUUUCACCUCUCUCAGUAAACAAGAGAGAGAAAAGAAGAAAUUGCUUGAAACUGUUGUUCGCCAACUUCGAGGAAUUGUCAAUGCUGCAUGAUGAAAGGACAAGCUACAAACCAUGGAUGGUCAAAUGACUUCUACUCCAAGAAAAAGAUCUCGUUUUCUAAGCGCAAGUAAAUCAUGAAAAGAAACUUAAAUUUGAUUCACUGAAGUUUUUUAUUCAAAACUUUCCUCCAUAGUAGAAACGCAAGAUGUAAACUUAAAAUGCUGUGUUACUGCUUCUAUCUGCCCUAAAUCUGUGUUCGUCAAUUUCAAUUCCAUGUUAUCCAGUGCACUUGCUGUCUAGCGUCGUUCUCUUUCUCUCGCUUGCUUUUAAUCAUAUGUGUAUACAAGCAGAAAUAUGCAUGAUUUCCCAAAGAAUGUGUAUGUUCAAACAAGAGCCCAAAGCAAUUCUUACUGAACUUUAAGUCAUGGGAAGGUGGAUGGUGCUUUAGAGGUUAUGUUUUACAUCGUGAAAUAGUGUUUUAACCACUGUUGUUAAAUGAACGUUUAAUUUUGUCACAAAUAUUAUGAUUAACGUUUGAUAUCUCAGUGUUCUCAUUAUAUGUUUGUUUCCUAUAUUUUAAUGCAUAACUAUUGACUAGAGAAUAAAUAUAUUCACAUUGCUUUAUA
Molecule: messenger RNA, 3965 nt
Organism: Ciona intestinalis (vase tunicate)
Lineage: Eukaryota; Metazoa; Chordata; Ascidiacea; Phlebobranchia; Cionidae
Source: RefSeq, a predicted model, not a curated record